This is a messenger RNA of Polyodon spathula (Mississippi paddlefish), 8514 nucleotides long. It is a transcript of the gene scrib, whose product is annotated as scribble planar cell polarity protein. Gene Ontology annotation, molecular function: protein binding. The transcript has 47 exons. Gene Ontology annotation, biological process: neurotransmitter receptor transport postsynaptic membrane to endosome; neurotransmitter receptor transport, endosome to postsynaptic membrane. Lineage: Eukaryota; Metazoa; Chordata; Actinopteri; Acipenseriformes; Polyodontidae. Gene Ontology annotation, cellular component: adherens junction; postsynaptic membrane; postsynaptic density. The coding region runs from base 94 to 6309 and encodes 2071 amino acids. The record is from RefSeq and is a predicted model, not a curated record.
AGUUGUGGAAACUUGCUGUUUUAGAUACGGUGUUUUCGUCCCCAUGCGGAGUUUCUGUUCAGCUCAGUGUCCUUCUCCAGACGGCGGUCGGAGAUGUUGAAGUGUAUCCCUCUGUGGCGCUGUAACCGCCACGUCGAGUCUGUCGACAAGCGGCACUGCUCCCUGCAGACAGUGCCAGAGGAGAUCUACCGCUACAACAGGAGUCUUGAAGAACUGCUGUUGGAUGCUAACCAGCUGAGGGACCUUCCCAAGCCUUUCUUUCGCCUGCUGAACCUGCGGAAGCUGGGCCUCAGCGACAAUGAGAUCCAGAGACUCCCUCCCGAGGUUGCAAACUUCAUGCAGCUGGUCGAGCUGGACAUCUCCAGGAAUGACAUUCCAGAGAUCCCAGAGAGCAUUAAAUUCUGUAAAUCAUUAGAAAUUGCAGACUUCAGUGGAAACCCUAUUUCAAGGCUCCCAGAUGGGUUCACACAGCUCCGCAGCCUCGCGCACCUCGCCCUCAAUGACGUCUCUCUGCAAGCACUGCCCAACGACAUCGGCAACUUGGCAAACCUUGUAACACUGGAACUCCGAGAAAACUUGCUAAAAUCCCUGCCUACGUCGCUGUCAUUCCUGGUGAAACUGGAACAAUUAGACCUUGGCAGCAAUGAACUGGAUGUUUUGCCGGACACUUUGGGAGCGCUGCCAAACCUGCGGGAGCUGUGGCUGGACAGGAACCAGCUAUAUUCACUGCCACUGGAGCUGGGUAACCUGCGCCGGCUGGUGUGUCUGGACGUGUCUGAGAACAAGCUGGAGCAGCUACCCAAGGAGCUGAGCGGCCUGGUGGCACUGACAGACCUGCUGCUGUCCCAGAACCUGCUUGAAACCAUCCCCGACGGCAUUGGGUGCCUGAAACAGCUCUCCAUCCUGAAGGUGGAUCAGAACCGACUGACCCACCUGACAGACUCGAUAGGGGACUGUGAGAACCUGACUGAGCUCAUGUUGACUGAGAACCUCCUCACGAUUUUGCCGCGGUCUGUAGGGAAGCUGAAGAAGCUGACGAACCUAAAUGUUGACCGGAACCGGCUGACCGCCCUGCCCCUGGAGCUGGGUGGCUGCUCCAGUUUGAAUGUGCUCUCCCUGCGAGACAACCAGGUCACCAAGCUGCCGGCCGAGCUGGCAAAUGCCACUGAGCUACACGUGCUGGAUGUGGCCGGGAACAGGCUUCUGAACUUGCCCUUUGCCCUGACCAACCUCAACCUGAAGGCCAUGUGGCUGGCAGAAAACCAGUCCCAGCCCAUGCUCAAGUUCCAGACAGAAGACGAUGAGAAUACUGGGGAGAAGGUGCUGACCUGCUACCUCCUACCGCAGCAGCCCUCACCCAGCCUCGAGAACCUCCUGCAGAACAGUGUUGAUGACAGCUGGACAGACACCAACCUGAACCGUGUCAGUGUGAUCCAGUUCCAGGAGGAGGCCAAGACUGAGGAGGAGGACGAAGAGGCUGCGGCCGAGAAAAGGGGGCUGCAGCGACGAGCGACUCCCCACCCCAGCGAGCUGAAAGUAAUGAAGAAGGUGAUCGAAGACCGCAGAAACGAGGCCUACACUGCCAAGCCUGACGGGGGACUCGAGUCUCCAGACAAUGAGGAGAAGAGGCUGAGUGCACUGUCCAAUCAGAGCAAUGACUCUCAGGCCUCCAACAGCACGGCGUCGGCUGGGUCUGAGAGCUGUGAUUCUGCAGAACACGAGAGGCGAUCCAACAUUGUUGGCGUGACACCAGACGUGGAGGAGCAGGUGGAUGAGGAGGAGGGGCUUGAUGAUGAGAUGGAGGUGGAGUACAUUGAGCCAACAGUGCACUUUGCUGAGGAGCCCAUUAUCCGCGGGGGAGAGGAGGAUGAGGAUGGGGAGGAGGAGCCGGCCGUCCCCAUGGAGAAGCAGCGGCUCAUCCGCAAGGACACACCGCACUACAAGAAGCACUUCAAGAUCACUAAGCUGCCCAAGCCCGAGACUGUGGCGGCGCUGCUGCGAGGGCUGAGCGUGGAAGGGGUGGACCACCAUGAGUUCAGGGCUCCACCGCAUUGUGCCCAGGAGGAGGGGCGGGAGGGGGAGCAAGAGCAGGAGGGGGGGUUGGAAGUGGAGGGCAGAAUGAGUGACAAGACCAACACAGCACUGCAGCCGUUCAAGGGGGUGUCGUUUGAUCAAGUCAAUAAUCUGCUGAUUGAGCCUGCUCGAAUUGAGGAGGAAGAGCUGACGCUAACGAUACUCCGUCAGACUGGGGGUUUAGGGAUCAGUAUUGCUGGGGGCAAAGGCUCCACACCCUACAAAGGCGAUGAUGAGGGUAUCUUCAUCUCCAGAGUAUCCGAGGAAGGUCCAGCUGCACUUUCAGGAGUAAAAGUGGGAGAUAAAUUAUUAGAGGUCAAUGGCGUGGACCUGCAGGGUGCAGAGCACCACACGGCAGUGGAGGCUCUGCGCAGCUCUGGCAUGGCGGUGUCCAUGUCAGUGCUGCGGGAGAGCAUGGUGGAGCCGGAGAACGCCAUCACGACCACGCCACUACGGCCGGAGGAUGACUACUUCCCCCGUGAGCGCCGCAGCAGUCUCCCCUUCCCCAGUGACGAGGAGCCUGAGCGCGGGCUGCAGGAGCGCCUCUCCACCUGCCUCCUCCGCAACGACAAGGGGUUGGGCUUCAGCAUCGCAGGGGGCAAGGGCUCCACGCCGUACCGCACUGGAGACACUGCCAUCUUCAUAUCCCGAAUUGCAGAGGGUGGUUCUGCCCAUCGAGACAGGAUUCUUCAUGUUGGAGACAGAGUUAUUUCUAUCAAUGGUGUAGACAUGACAGAAGCCAGGCAUGAUCAGGCAGUAGCUCUUCUUACCGGCACAUCCCCCACCAUCACUUUGGUUGUUGAGCGGGAUGUCUCAGAGGGCGUUGCAGUACUAGGGGGGUCCCCUGCCCUGCAACGUGCACGCCCACACUCCCCGCCUCCUCCCACCCCCUCGGAGAACAACGACCAGGAGGACGCGAAUGAAGACUCUCCGCAGGACAACCCGCUGAACAGCAGAGCCCUGGAGGACGAGUACCCCAUCGAGGAAGUCUACCUGGUGAAGGCAGGCGGCCCUCUAGGGCUGAGCAUUGUGGGAGGCAGCGAUCAUGCCAGCCACCCCUUUGGCAUCAGUGAGCCAGGUGUAUUCAUCUCAAAGGUGAUCCCUCAGGGGCUGGCUGCUCAGAGUGGGCUGCAGGUGGGUGACAGGAUCCUAGCGGUGAACGACAUCGACCUGCGCCACGCCACGCACCAGGAGGCCGUCAGGGCGCUGCUCUCAAACAAGCAGGAGAUCCGCAUGCUGGUGCGCAGAGAUCCUCCCCCGCCAGGCAUGCAGGACAUUUCAAUUGAGAAACUACCUGGGGAGAAGCUGGGGAUCAGUAUCCGAGGUGGAGCCAAGGGCCACGCUGGGAACCCCUUUGACCCUUCCGACGAGGGCAUCUUCAUCUCAAAGGUGAGCUCGAGCGGCGCGGCGGCCCGGGACGGCAGGCUGAAAGUGGGAAUGCGCAUCCUGGAGGUGAACAACCACAGCCUGCUGGGAAUGACUCACACUGAGGCAGUGCGAAUCCUGCGGAGCAUCGGAGACACGCUGGCUGUGCUGGUGUGCGACGGCUUCGACCCCAGAGACGCCGGUGUCAUCGAUGCGUCCCCUGGUGUCAUCGCUAACCCCUUUGCCACUGGCGUUGGUCGGAAGAACAGCAUGGAAAGUAUCUCCUCUAUCGACAGGGACCUCAGUCCAGAGGAAAUGGAGAUCAUACAGAAGGAAAUGGAGAUGGUGCGGGAGUCUACGCAGUGGGAGAAAGAGGAGUUGGAGAAAGUGGAGCAAAUGCGCAGGGAGCGUGAGGAGGCUAACCGUCUGCUGGAGGAGGAGGCUGAGAGUUUCAGCGCAGGGCCUCUAAAACUGGACUACAAAACCCUUGCAGCCCUUCCCAACACCAGCCUACAGAAAGUCAGCAGGCUUUAUCCUUGUGGUACGCAUUCUGUCACAAUGGAGGCACCCAAGCCAGCCAACAACUCUUCUCUAGACCCACUAAUGUUUAGAAAUGGGGAGCUCACUGGACAGGGGCAGGGGAACUCUCGGAGGAGCCUGUUUCAAACUGAGUCUCGAAUCCUGAACCCAGCAGCCCUGCCUGUCUGCAUCCCAUGCCAGAACACAGUCGUGGAAGCCAAGCUAGUCCAAAAUACACCAGAGCCUCAGGUCACGUUUGCCACUAAAAAGACAGCGGUUUCCCACAUUCCCAUGCAAGAGUCGCCCCCCAUAGUGAAACAUGAAGUCCCUCCCCAAGAGGGGGAAGAGGAAGAAAGUCUGGUGGACUCGCAGCCCAUUUCCUUCAGCAAUAACCCCUUUCUCAUAGCCAAUCAGAAGGGGAAAGGCAAGCCCGCCGAAGCUCAGAUUCUUUCAGGACCGCCAGUCGGCUAUGGAAAGCGGGGCCUGCUGCAGACCAGCCUGUACACUAAGGGUCCCUCCUCCGAGCCUGCUGGCGUGAACAGCACCAGUUGGGAAGCCCCCUGCUCCCCCAGCACACAGGCACCUGUGUCCACUGCUGCUUCUUGCACUGGACGGGAAACCCGUUUUGCAACUAUUAAUUUCCUCUCUUCCACCACUCCCAAGGAAAACACAUCCACAAAACCAGGUGUUAUCCACCCUCUAUCUAGAGUGUGUCAGAAUACGCUUCCAGCCAAACAGGAUGGCCGUAACAGUCCUAACCCUUUCCAGCAUGGCCCUGCCUCUUCCGAGACACUCAGUUCGCCUCGUGACACCUCUCCCCUCUCACCUGACAAGGUCCCUGCUAAUGUUAAACAGGCUUACAAAACCUUUGCUGCUGUUCCAACCAGCCACCCAGUCCUGGAGCAGCAGGAGGUCUUUAUCCAGAGGAAUAAUGUCCAGCCCAAGCCUUCACCUGAGCAGGACCUGGAGAACGAUGUUUUUGACAGUGUCAUGGAGCUGGGAGGGAACCCUCCAUGUGGCGUAGUUCGUCAGAGGCCCCCUGCCACCCGCAGCCUCUCAACAGACGUGCCCAGCCCUCUGGGCGAGUCGACCCUGCGUAGGGAGUAUCUGAGCCUGUCUGCAGUGCCCCUUGUCACCAGGCCUUCCCUAGACCUUGAGGUGGCAUCCCAGUCACCCAGUGGGCUGGACAGCCCGGAGCAACGCUCGUUCAGAGACCGGCAGAAGUACUUCGAGAUCGAUGUGAAGCAGCACCUACCAGACAGCAAGCCCAAACCUCGCGUCUCGCUGGUUGCCGAGGACGACCUCAAGAAGAUGAGGGAAGAAGAAGUCCGGAGGAUCGAGCAGCGAACCCGGGGACUGCCAGUUGAGGAGGAGGAGGAGGAGGAAGAGGAGGACCUUGACAAGCAGAUGGCGGCGAUGAAGGCUCAUGGCAAAGUGGUCAUCGAAGGAGUGGAGUACAAGAUAGAGAGGGUGGACAACCGGAGCGCCAACUCCCCCAGCACAGGUGAGUCCCUGGUGGAUGGGAAGAGAGAAUCCCAGAGAAACUCCCUUGAAGAUGGCUUCAGACCCGAACAGACACCAAACUCUAUGACUGGACUCAGCCCGGUGUACCCAGGGGAGUCAGGAGCCCCUAUCCGGACUGCCAAGGCGGAGCGGCGGUAUCAGGAGCGAAUGCGCAUGCAGAGCCCAGAACUGCACAGCGCCCAGGACAAGGACCUCUCCCCAGCUGAGAAAAGAGCACUGGAGGCAGAGAAACGGGCCAUGUGGAGAGCAGCCAGACCCAGAGGGCUGGAGGAUGAUAUUAAACAGUAUGAGCAGGAUCUGGCUAAAAAGCUGUACCAGUCAAGACAGAGGGCAUCUCAGGCCCACAACAUGAGCCCUGACCCAGCGGCCAGCGAACACAGGAUGAAGUCCCUAGAGCAGGAUGCUCUGAAGGCUCAGAUGGUCAUCGCCAAGUCCAAGGAGGGGAAGAAGAGGAACACUCUGGAGCAGCUGGCAGAGUCCCCGUCCCCGGCCCCCACACCCUCCCCCACACAGCUUGAAGAUUACAGCCCCAGGAGUGUGACAUCACCAGGGAGAUUGUCCCAGACAGAAAAGAAGUUUGACUACCGACAGUUUGCAGCUAUUCCUUCUUCCAAACCUGUAUACGACAUCCAGUCCCCUGACUUGACAGAUGAUAUACAGUACAUGGAUGACACUACCAACAGUGCGGCGCACCGUGGGGAGGAGGAGGAGGCUGAAGGCUAUGUCUCCCUACCCACCACCACAGCACUGGAAGAAAUGGCUCUCUACAGCAACAAGCGCAAACUACGGCACGGUCGUCGGAGCCUGGAGACAGCUGUCCCCACGUAGUGCAGCUCUAGAGCUCUGUAAACACACACACACACACACACACACACACACACACAUGCAUACAUACAUGCAGGCACACAUACAUACACAGCAAGCACUGUUUCCCUGAUACACAGUGCCCUCUGCAGGGAGGGACCUACCAUGAACGCAUGGACCUUGGGCCGCAGACUUUAAUAGCUAGAAGGUGUAGGGGGGCUAGCUUGUAUAUACCAGGCCACAAAACAACUUUUCAGUUUGCGUUUUAGAAGCUGAAUUAUUUUACGCAAGAACUAAUUUUUGUUCAGUUUUUUGUUUUAACUAGUGUUUUGUUUUUGUUUUUUUAAUCACUUUGUGGAAGAAAAUGAUAGUUCUGGGGGAAAAUAAAUAAAUAUAAUUCUCAUUGAUUUGGUUGUAAAAUUAGUGGGGUUGGGAAGGAGGUGUGAAGCUUUCUGGGUUAAUUUGAGUGUAAAUACGAGUGUCGCUUAGACUACCUAUUGCGAUAAGGGGAAAGUCAUUUCUCUGCUACCUUCACUGCUUUGCACCCUGCUGUGUUAACCGCUUGAGGUUUCUUUAAAAAUUACUAUCAUCUGACAUUGUAACCCUAUUGGUUUUUAAUUGAAAAGGGUUAGCAUUUUUCAGUGUAAUUUAUUAUUAGAUAAUGUAUUUUAGAUUCUUGUACAAAUGUUCAGAAUUGUAGGUACACAGUACAGUAAGGGCUUGACACAAUAAACCAAGGUGGUGUACUACAACUAGCUGCUGUUAACAAUUAAAAGCCAGAAUAAACACAUUUUUAAAUACGUGCCAUGCACAAGAUAGACCCAGUAAUAAUAAUUAUUAUGAGAUAGAUAGAUAGAUAUAUUUUUUUUUUUUUUUUUUUUUUUUUUUUUUUUUUUUUUUUUUUUAAGUAUGUGGCCAAGCAGAUUUGCAGGAGGUAAUAUAAAUCAGUGUGUUUAGGAAGUCUUUAGGUGCUAAGGUUGCAUUCCCUAAAACCUGAUUUUUUUUUUUUUUUGGGACCUCAACCUUUGUAAAGUUUAGAAACUGUACUGUUAGUGUAAAGGCUUGGGUACAGCAUUUCCAGGCUUUCAGUACAUGCUGGGGUUUUUGGUUUGCAGUUUACUUUUAGGCACACACACACACAUUGCUAUAGGGGACUUCCCACUUGUAACUGCCUAUUUAUACUUGGAAGUGGACUAAAUUAGAACUCUCUUGUUACUACUUUGGGGAAGUUGUCCCUGUUGAGAAUAGUUUCAAAAUGGGCAAGGAUUUUCAGUUUGUGUCAUACAUUCCUAUUCUACCAGGGAGCAUUGAGCUUAAUGUAAGACCAGUCUCUUAGACACAUGUACUUUGCAGACAUACAGUAGACUCAUAUACAGAUACACAGGGUAUACCAAAGCUGUUAAAAAUGAAAACAAUUUUAAAGCAUUUUAAGCAGAACUGUAUUUCAAAACACCCUGCCUAUCUAUUGUACCUUUUAUUCAAGGACCACUUUUGAAAUGUAUUUAAACAAACAAAACAAAACUUUUUUUAUAAUCAAAACAUUAUUCCCUUGAUUUCUUACUUUGAUUGGCGAGUGAAGGUAGCAGACGUUUUCAAGUCGUAGACUUUUCUCUGUUUAGUGUGAAUAAUGUACAGAUAUUAAAGAAAGAAAGAAAAACUGAGCUGACCACCGUGGAAAUCUAACAGCCUUCAACAUUGGCAGAGUUACUGGAUACUUUUUGUAGACUGGUUGUCUGUAGACAGGAAAUUAGCUUGUAUUGUCGGUGUCGUCCCCAAGAUUUUUAAUCAUUUUUUUAAUAUGGUUUGAGGAAUAGGAAAUUCAUCAUUAAUCCUACUGUUUAUCAAAUGCAGAUGGUUCUAGCAAGAAACACACCACCAACUUUUAAUUUUGAUUUACUAAUUUUAACUUUUAACUUUUUUAAAUCUUUAUUUACUUUUUUUUCUCUAAAUGCAGUUUUGUUUGGGAUCUAAUCUGUGAGUUGAUUUGGGUUAGGUAACACUCUAUGGUUUUCCUGGCAACUGGGAAUCGCUACAUUUUUACAUGAGACAUUGCAUAGAUUUUUAUUUCUUUUUUUUUUUUUUUUUUUUUUUUUUUUUUUUUGUUGGGGAGUUCCAAAAGUGGGGAGGGGGGAUGUUUGAUCAUCCAAGACUGUAACUAGUGAAUUUGUACAACCAAAGAAGUCUAUUUUGUGGUUCAGGAAUAAUAAAGUUUACUUUUCAUUUUACAAA